This is a messenger RNA of Lagopus muta (rock ptarmigan), 994 nucleotides long. RefSeq names its product electron transfer flavoprotein subunit beta (gene ETFB). The record is from RefSeq and is a predicted model, not a curated record. Gene Ontology annotation, cellular component: cytosol. Gene Ontology annotation, molecular function: electron transfer activity. Lineage: Eukaryota; Metazoa; Chordata; Aves; Galliformes; Phasianidae.
AUGUCACGUGAGAGCGGGCGCACCGCCCCCCUGCCUCAGCUGAUUGGUCGGAACCUCGGGGCGGAGCGUGCGCAGAUUGGUGAGAAGUUCGGACGGGGGAGGGGCGGAGAAAGAGGGUGGCAAUGGCGGCGCCUGCGGGUGUUGGUGGGGGUGAAGCGGGUCAUCGACUUCAGCCGUGAAGCCCUCAUUGCCCCCCCAGACUCCCCCCAUAUCCCCCACAGCCGCCCCACAACCCAUCCCAGCCCCUCAUACCCCCCCCAGGUGCGGGUGCUGCCGGGCGGGCAGGGGGUGCAGACCGAAGGGGUGAAGCACUCCAUGAACCCCUUCUGCGAGAUCGCCCUGGAGGAGGCCGUGAGGCUGCGGGAGAAGGGGGGGGCAGCCGAAGUGAUCGCAGCCACCGUGGGGACCUCGAAGUGUCAGGAAACAUUGAGAACGGCUCUGGCCAUGGGGGCCGACCGGGCCGUGUGGGCUGAGGUGGAAGCGGGGGGCCGGAAGUGGGAACCCAGGGAGGUGGCAAAAGUGCUGGCGGAGCUGGCGAGGAAACAGCGAGCGGAUCUGGUGCUGCUGGGGAAGCAGGCCAUCGACGACGACUGCAAUCAGACGGGGCAGAUGGUGGCAGCGCUGCUGGAUUGGCCCAGGGCAACCUUCGCGUCCCAGCUGGAGCUGGAGGAGGGGGGGGGAGCUGUGAGGGUGCAGCGUGAGGUGGACGGGGGGCUGGAGACCCUGAGGCUGCGGCUGCCGGCCGUGGUGACGGCGGAUCUGAGGCUGAACGAGCCCCGCUACGCCACGCUGCCCAACAUCAUGAAAGCGAAGAAGAAACCCCUGGAGGUGGUGGCGGCCGCAGACCUGGGGGGGGGCCCCCAACCCCGGCUGAAGGUUUUGGGGGUGGCUGAGCCCCCCGGGCGCCAGGGGGGGGUGUGAAAGUGGGCGACGUCCCCCGAGUUGGUGGCACAGCUGCGCCAGAGCGGCUGCGUGUAAAGGGAAGGGGGGGGGG